UUCUCGUUACAAGAAUACCAUCUUUCAUCUUUUUGUACAUUCCCUUGUCAAGAUGUAAACUUAAGUGAUUCUCUAUUCAUAUGAUGGCUUGCGAUGAGAUUGCCAUAUGUUUCCGCGAGUAAAUGUAACAGACUGAAGAAUGGCUUCUAGAACAGUAUUUCGUAGAGUUUUGCAGGCCAGCCGGAGAGUCCAGCUUCAAAGAGCUGUAGUGCAGAGGUCUAUUGUAACAUUGCCUCACAUACAGAAGAAGAACACACAGAAUGUGACGUCAGACCAGAGUUACAGUCAGCUCAGAAGUCUUUGCACCAAGCCAGGGGAAGGAAUGGUCAUUCAUAUACAGGAUGAAAAUGACUUUCAAGAGAGAGUCUUAAACAGUCCGCUGCCUGUUGUGGUGGAUUUUCAUGCAAGUUGGUGUGGACCUUGUAAACUGUUAGGACCGAGGUUAGAAUCUUUGGUAGGAAGCAGAAAGGGUAAAGUUGUUCUGGCCAAAUGUGAUGUAGAUGGUCUUGAAGAUAUUGCUAUGAGAUAUAGGAUAAGCUCUGUGCCAACUGUGAUUGGAUUUAAAAACAAAGAAUCAAAAGAGAAAUUUAUAGGUCUUCAAGAUGAUGAUAUUAUUGAAACUUUUCUCGAUAGAUUGAUUGGAUAAAAUGCGUUACCAUGGAGUACAAUGUAUUUGUUGCAUGUAAUAAAUCUUUUACCUUCUUUACUAAUGACUGAAAUUAUUUUGUAAACUAAGCUUUAAUAGUGUUUAUUUAAUGUAUAAUCAUGAAGCAAAAAGUGUUAUCUUCCUGUUCUGUACUAUACUGAUAAUAAAUGUGUACAUGUAUUUCAAAUGGUCUAUAAGUAAUUUCCACGUCUAUCACUUGACAAUUCCAUACCCUGAUAAAAUAUUCAGUAAUCUUGUUUGCAUGGGAAAAAGACAGCAUUAGCUUUCAUACUGACAUUUUUAGCUUCAGUAAAAAUUGCACAUUGAAAGAAAUAAAAGGCCAUAUAUAUUGGGCUCUGUCGUGCAAGUAAAUAACCUGCAUGCUGACAAAAUAAUGCAUGGAAAGGACAGAUAAUAAAUCAGCUGUCAUUUUGAAAUAAAGAAGUUUCUUACUGUUUUCAAGAUCUGUAGGAAGACCUUUUUAAUGAAGGGCAACUGCAAGAAAGUAGGCCUAUUUAAAGAAGUAAUAUAUUGCAGAAGCUUGUUUGAAUUAAUUACAAAGGGUUUUUACAGCUCUGCAUUUCUUUUUCAUUGGAGUAAAUAACCAACUUGGUGUUUAACUUAGUUACUUCUGCUAUGUAUUAUUCCAAUAUUUUAAAAAAGAUAAAAUGUAGUAGAACUAUUUCUACUAGGAUUAGGUUUACGUGUGUCAUCUGGUAUUAAUAAUUGAAAACUAGAUUUGUCACAUUAGAAUGUAAAAUAACAACAGAGAGGUUUUGAAAGGUUUUCCAUCAUAUCUCGAAACUUAACUGCAUAAAUUUAACUUUUUGGUCGUAUAUUUUUCAAAAUUUACCAUACUGGUACUGAUGAUAAACUCGAACAGAUGAUAUAGUUCAGAUUAUUGCAGUUGGUUUUUUAUAUAAUUGAACAUGCUGUCUAAUAGCAACCACUUACAAUACGAACUGGUGUAAACAAAAGCAAAAUUGGUAAAUAUUCUGUAUAAAUAAAUGACUUACAUUUGUCUGUUUAAAAAAUAUUUACCCAAAAAUACUGGGGAAGAGGAUGAUUUUUGCACAUGCUCACUGUCAGUACAUGAAAGCCUGACAUUGGGUCACUUUUCAUUACUUGAUCGGGAAUGACUGUUGUAUUAUUUUUGGGAAAGUUUCAAUAUAAUACUAUGGAGAAUUUUUUUAAAUGACAAAGUGGUCGAAUUUAUCAUCUGUCAACGUUCGUACAGUCCCCAUUUUACAUACCCCUUUCAGAGCCUCACUUCUUGUGAGUUUGCUUGCUAAAUAUAAAUUUAAAUUAGGCCAAUUAUUCAGUAAGAGCUAAGCUUUAUUUUGAUACCAACCAUUGAUAACAAUUUGCAGAAAUAAAAAAGUUACAAGUAAAAUAUCUCAUUUUCUGUCCGUGUUUAUCAUCAGUACCAGUAUCUUUUGUUCCUAAUAAUUCUGUAUAUCCAUUUCUAGGGGCAUUGUAUUUUGGUUUGAAAUAAAACUCUGGUUGUUGAA
Mercenaria mercenaria is the source of this 2157-nucleotide messenger RNA. Its product is annotated as thioredoxin, mitochondrial-like. Bases 140 to 646 code for a protein of 168 amino acids. The record is from RefSeq and is a predicted model, not a curated record. Gene Ontology annotation, molecular function: oxidoreductase activity, acting on a sulfur group of donors, disulfide as acceptor. The transcript is spliced from 4 exons. Gene Ontology annotation, cellular component: cytoplasm. NCBI's taxonomy places the organism in Eukaryota, Metazoa, Mollusca, Bivalvia, Venerida, Veneridae.